Molecule: messenger RNA, 1447 nt
Organism: Trematosphaeria pertusa
Lineage: Eukaryota; Fungi; Ascomycota; Dothideomycetes; Pleosporales; Trematosphaeriaceae
Exons: 5
Coding region: 19-1440 (473 amino acids)
Source: RefSeq, a predicted model, not a curated record
GGAAUAAGAAAAAAUGCGAUGGAGCGCAUCCUCGAGCUCGUCGAAGGCGUUCCGGAACUGCCUAGCGAGCAGAUAUACUGGCUUAUCGACCAUUCGUCUCGGGUGGAUAAGACAAGCUUCAAGGUUCUCACGAUACUCCUCACAGUCUUCGCCGUUUUGGCUUCAACAGCACGCCUCCUCUUCCGCUACCGCAGCGAGCAUCACCUAGCCCUCGAAGACUGGCUCGUCCUCUUCGCAACAAUAUGCCUCGUCGCAGAAACAGGCUUGGUCUACGCUUUCAGCCGCAUGGUGUACUUUAUUGACGGUGCAACACUGAAUCUCCCCGUCCUGGCCUUCAUCGGCAAAGAUGCAGCGCUCACGAAAGAGCUGCUGACUGCGGGGCCAUCGACGCUGGUUGCGUAUUUUACGCUGGGAUGGAUCACGAUUUUCUCGAUCAAGUACAGCUUUUUGGCGCUGUUUUACAAGAUGCUGAGGAAUGUGAGUCGGAAUUUGCUGGCGUAUUUUUGGUGCACGGUUGCCGCGACAGGGAUGGCAUGCGUGGUAGUGAUUCUAGAGAGCUUCAUUCUUUGCCCGCAUUUUGGGGCUGAUGCCGCGCAAUGUUUUCUGAAGAACAACUACACAUUUAGCAUCAGUACCGGAGUCGUAGUGCAAGCGCUGGAUAUUGUGACUGACCUUAUGAUUAUUAGCAUUCCGAUCAUCCUUCUCAAGAUGUCGCACUUGCGUCUUCAGCACAAGGUACGCAUCGCCGUCGUGCUCUGCCUCUCCAGUAUAUGUAUCAUCCUCAGCAUUGUCCGGCUCGCCGGAGGCAUCCACCGCAACGUCUUCGGGAAUCUCCAAUUCAGCACUGCGUGGAUAUCGUUCGUGCUUCACUGCGAAGCCGCCGUCGCCGUACUGGCAGGUUCCGCGCCGGCUCUCCGCGCGAUAUACACAUCACAUCAGAAUCGCCGGACGAUGACCAUGACCGACGAUGAGAAACCGAAGUCACUAAUGUCGAGAGCGAUGACCGUUCUCGGUUCGGUAAGACGCACUAAGCCUACAUUGCCGACCCAAGAAAGGCCUCGGGCUUCGAUAGCCCGCUGGAGGGAAUCCAUCAUCGCCAUCAUGCCGCGGCGGACUCGGAGUCGAAGCAACCGCCCACUCGCCAAUAAUCCGGAAGGCCGAAAUGGCUCAGAGGACAGCGGGAUCAUCCACCCGGGAAUAGCAUACCACGAUUUCCAGAAGCAGGAGAAGAACCGGAUCAGGGUGACGUAUGAAUGCAAGGUGCUCAGUGAGUCGGCGUCUUCAUACGCGCACAAGUCGCUGGAUCUGAGCGAGGCGACGUCGCAUACUGGAACGAUAUUAUCGGCCCCUAGUUCCCCUGUGCCUGAGAUAUCUAGCCAGAUGGUGGAUCUAAUGAUUGACGAGCAAUUUGGGAAGGUCCGAUCUGGUAUGCAUGUUUAGCAAUCAG